AUGGAAGAUGUCGUAAUAACCAGAUUAGACUGCCUAAAAUUUUGUCAGACUGCAACUCUUCAGCAGAAUCCUAAUGCUACAAUAUUUGAUGCAAUUGAAGAGAUUGAGUUCAGUUCUGUAUAUGCUAAUGGAAGGGAAAGCCAUUUUUGUACUAGGCCUCACAUGAAAUGGAUUACAAUCAACCGUGAUUGUAUUUAUGCUGGCUGUCCUCAACCUUCACAACUCUCUAAUCUUUUUUCUGUCAUUUCUUCAGUACCUUUCAGGCCUCCUCAAUUUCCUUAUCCUUUUCAAACACCAGGCGUUGUGAUCAACCUAUAUGAUAUUCAACAAUUGAUUUUUCAAACUAUGGGUCCAAAUUGA
Messenger RNA from Funneliformis mosseae, 360 nucleotides. The record is from the annotation of a GenBank genome assembly. Lineage: Eukaryota; Fungi; Glomeromycota; Glomeromycetes; Glomerales; Glomeraceae.